This is a messenger RNA of Lates calcarifer (barramundi perch), 1902 nucleotides long. RefSeq names its product transcription factor SPT20 homolog. Bases 44 to 985 code for a protein of 313 amino acids. NCBI's taxonomy places the organism in Eukaryota, Metazoa, Chordata, Actinopteri, Centropomidae. The transcript has 6 exons. The record is from RefSeq and is a predicted model, not a curated record.
CAGACAUCACUGUGUGAUUGGAAUCAUUUCAGUCUGUGUGAAGAUGAGGCUGGAUAUCUGUCUGUUAGUCUUUGUUCUGAGCUGUAAUGUCAGAGCAGAGCCAAGAAGAGUCAGUGUUACAGAGGGGACGGACAUCACCCUGCAAUGUUCUCAUCACAGCAGAGAAUCUGAUGUUCCAAGAUGGAGCAGAGAAAGUGCUGGAAGACAACAGCAACACACGAGGUGUCGUAUCUCCACUGUCGAUAAAACAUUGACAGUAACAGAGGUGAAGCUGGGUGACUCUGGACUGUACUACUGUGAUGGAAGACCAGCUGUGUAUCUGACUGUGAGAGAAAGGGAAAAUACACCACCACCACCACCACCACCACCACGACCACGACCACGACCACAACAACUAAAAAACCAACAACGACAACAAAACCAACAACAACUAAAAAACCAACAACGACAACAAAACCAACAACAACAACAAAACCAACAACAACUAAAAAACCAACAACGACAACAAAACCAACAACAACUAAAAAACCAACAACGACAACAAAACCAACAACAACAACAAAACCAACAACAACUAAAAAACCAACAACGACAACAAAACCAACAACAACAACAAAACCAACAACUACAACAAAACCAACAACUACAACAAAACCAACAACUACAACAAAACCAACGACGACAACAAAACCAACAACAACUAAAAAACCAACAACGACAACAAAACCAACAACAACUAAAAAACCAACAACGACAACAAAACCAACAACAACAACAAAACCAACAACAACUAAAAAACCAACGACGACAACAAAACCAACGACUACAACAAAACCAACGACGACAACAAAACCAACGACUACAACAAAACCAACGACAACAACAAAACCAACAACAACAACAAAACCAACAACUACAACAAAACCAACAACUACAACAAAACCAACAACUACAACAAAACCAACGACGACAACAAAACCAAUGACAACAACAGCUGCACCACCAACAACAACAACAACUGCACAACCAACACCACCAUCAACAACAAAACCAACACCUCCACCAUCAACAACAAAUCCAACACCAACAACAACAACAGCUGCACCACCAACAACAACAACUGCACAAUCAACACCACCAUCAACAACAAAACCAACACCUCCACCAUCAACAACAAAUCCAACACCAACAACAACAACAGCUGCACCACCAACAACAACAACUGCGCUGGAAAACCCUGCUUCUCCUCAACUGUGGCAGAUGUCUGUUCGUGUGGUGGUUGUAAUUCUCUAUUUAAUCAUCAUGAUCAGCAUCACUGUGCUCACCUGGAGAAAAACUGAACAGAUACAGAAAGAGAAUCAGCAGCGACUCACGUCAGAAACAGGAAAUGAUCUCUGAUCCUCCAUCACACAGAAACAAGAGGUUUCUGGUUGACGGAGCUGAUGGACAUCUCUUUUGUUUCCUCGACUGAGAAGAACUGAACUUUCAUUCCUCUGAUACAACCAGUAAAUGCACAUUAGUCUCUGUGCUCAGUUUGUUUCCUUGUACAAAGUGAGCUCUGCUUUUUAGUUAGGGUUAGGAGGGUUUCUCUCCAGCCAAACAACAUGAUCAUCUGUCACUAUGCAUUGAUCCAGAUGGAGAUUAAAAAAGGUACCACUUUCUGAUAAGACACCAUUUCUAAAGGCUUGAUUAGCUGUAUAAUUUACUAAUUCUUUACAGAUCUGUCUUUUUGCUGUGUUGUGCUUUUUAUCUCAUUAAUUCGUUAGGGAGACGUCUGUUCAUUUGUGUGCAAAAGUUCAAAUAAUGUAGAGAGAACAACCAGUAAAUGUGUAAUGUCGACGGUAAGAGCUGUUUGAAGUGAUGAAGUUUCCAUUCUGUUGUUUGAAUAAAGAGUCUCCUGCA